Paramecium tetraurelia is the source of this 576-nucleotide messenger RNA. RefSeq lists its product as uncharacterized. The transcript is spliced from 5 exons. Lineage: Eukaryota; Ciliophora; Oligohymenophorea; Peniculida; Parameciidae. The record is from RefSeq and is a predicted model, not a curated record. Gene Ontology annotation, cellular component: ciliary basal body; motile cilium. Gene Ontology annotation, biological process: regulation of cilium beat frequency involved in ciliary motility; positive regulation of cell motility; cilium assembly.
AUGUUCAAGAACUCAUUCUAAAGUGGAUUUCUUUCAAUAUUAUAUUCAAUAGGAUCAAAGCCAUUGUAAAUUUGGGAUAAGCAAAUCAAGAAUGGACAUAUUAAACGUAUCACAGAUCAAGACAUUUAAUCAUCAGUACUUGAAAUAAUGGGUACCAAUGUGAGUACUAAUUUCAUAACUGCUCCUGCCGAUCCCAAAGAAACAUUGGGAAUUAAAUUGCCAUUCUUAGUCAUGAUCAUUAAGAAUCUUAAAAAAUACUUCACAUUUGAGGUGUAGGUAUUGGAUGAUAAGAAUGUCAGAAGGAGAUUUAGAGCAUCGAAUUAUUAAUCAACUACGAGAGUGAAACCUUUCAUCUGUACAAUGCCUAUGAGAUUGGAUGAGGGAUGGAAUCAAAUCUAAUUCAACUUGUCUGAUUUCACCAGAAGAGCAUAUGGUACAAACUAUAUAGAAACACUCCGAGUUCAAAUUCAUGCCAAUUGCAGAAUCAGAAGAAUCUAUUUUAGUGAUCGUCUUUACAGUGAAGAAGAGUUACCCCCUGAAUUCAAGUUAUUCUUACCCAUCUAAAAACAAGGAUGA